AUGUCUGUUGUCGAGUACCGAGUUCUUCUGUAUCAAUUUAGCGAGGAAAUUGAUUGGCAAACUCAACGGAGAAAGUUGAUAUUUAUCCUCAGAGCUUACCUUCCUGAUGGCUCUGAAGGAGGUAUAACUGACAUUGAUUCGCUACUUACUAUGCUGGAGGAGAAGAAUAUUCUUGGAAUUGAUCGUCUUAAUAUAAUGAAGGAACUACUAAAAGAGAUAGAAAAGUGGGAUCUUCUUCGCAGAAUAGAGCGAUUUGAAAUUAAGAGAAAGGACUACAAACAGUUACUGGAGAAGAUAAGUCAUGCACUCGACGAGUCCAAUGAACUGCAACGACUCAUUUCAAUCUGCAGAGGAAAAAAUCUGAUAGCUCGUGAAAGCGAAGAAGAUAUCGUGGAUGUCAAUGCAUUGUUCACAGUGCUAGAACAACAGAACAAUUUGGGGAUAGAAGACCUCACUCUCCUGAAAACUUUAGCAAAAGAGGUGGAGAAACCAGAUGUAUGCAGACUCCUAGAGGAGUUUGAGAAGAAGAGAAAACAGGAAGAAGAUGCCGAGCGGAAAAAGAGAGAAAGGGAGUACAACAUACGAAGAGCACGCGGUAAGGAACAAUUCCUUACCCAAUUUCUAAACAGUUAAUGGAACAGUUAAUGAAAAUUCCUUGACCAAACUUUGGAUUUGAAAUCGAACAUGGCGAAUAGAAUUCUAGGGUUUUUAGUCGGUGAAGUUGCCAGACUUAAGUUAAGUGUUUGUUCAAUCGACCGUCUGAAAAAAUUUCGAGAACUGUAUAAUCAGAAACUAAGCUUGCGAACCCGUGAUUUCGGACUAUGUUGCUGAUACGAGUGGGUAGUCACUUCCACUUGUCUGUACGGAAAAUUUAACCCUUGGCCACACAUGGUCACUCUACCUCUAGAUAUUGCUUCCCUACUCGAUAUUUCUACAAGGUUUUAGCUUAGUUUUAACCUGACAGAGUGCAAAAAUGUGCGAAAUAUUUCUAUGUGGUUUAUUGUGAUUUUGUUGAUGAAGGUAUACCUGUUUAUUUGCACCUUCUUGAAAGCAUCGAUAGAGUGCUGGUAAGACAUGUUGAGACAAUUUGGCGGGCGAAUAAACACUAACUUCGUUCCCAGGGCCUCCUCUAUGUUAUUUUCAAAAGCGGCGAGUCGCCCGUAAGAGUUGAAGGAGAAGUUUGCUCUACAUUGUACGUAGCGUUUACAUCCUUCGUGCAAUUUGCUAGAUACCGUGAGUUGAGACUCCAACGAAUCAAUAAGUGCUUGAAAUUUGUCUUUAGUUACGUUAAAAGCUCGUCCUUGGUCACUUCUAUUUUACAAACACCUUAGUAACCCGGUCAUUCACGCAAGAACACACCGUGCGAUUUAAAGACAGCUACUGUAAAGUUAUCGCAAAAGAAUUGAGUCUAAAAAGACCUUUUUGUAGCUUUCAUUUCUUGAAACAGAUCUAUAAGAGAUACAAGGAGUGAGCUCUUACCCCACUGCUGAUCAGUUAACCAUUUAUACCCUAACAUCAGCUCAUAUAUUCUCCAUUCUGUUCUUUAUGCAUUUGUUAUGGCACCGACAAAGGGAAAUUUAGUUAAUAAUCAAGAGCUUAUUAAGGUUACCAUUAUUUUCUUAAUUUAUGGGCGAAACGAGUGAUUCAGUGGUCACGCCUUAUUUGCAAAUUAGAUGCUAGUUACCCUCAGGGGUUAAACAAUUAACAUACCAGAGAUCAAAUGGCCUUGUGGACCGCAAAUUUAAGCCAGGAACAUGAAAAGUCUGCCAAGAGAGGUAUUUCAAAAAUCAAUAUUCAAUAUUUCUCUCCCUGAUUAAACUAUUGUAUAUUUAAUAGUCCAAAGAUUGAUUUUUUUCACAUUCCAGCUCAGGUCGCUUCUGUUCUUUCUGGUGGAAUAAACAUUGGAGAAAGAUUAAUAGGAGGUAAGACAGUGUUAAUUAACCUUGCUGAUAAGCAGACCCAAAUUAUGAGGAACCUAGAACCCGAAGCAGUAAUUCCCGCUGACACAGUGCUUUCAAGAGGCUCACGCUACUGGAGUCUUCGAGUGGAAAUUGCAUACUCCAAACUAAUAUUGUCACCCUUACCAGAAUCAACGAUGAGAUCCAACAAAGAAAAGGAAAUUUGCUCGGUAUUCACUAAAUAAACAUGGAAAUUGCUGAGCCUGGACAAUGUUUGUUAAAGUACUUUUCUUGGAAAAUCUUUUACAUUUUUUUUCUGUGAUCGAAAAAGAAUACUUUGUGUCUAUAAUCCACCCACUUCUCUUUAUUCAUAAGCUUUAUUGUCGUCUGUUUCAGUAACGUAUAACUUUCGAAAACAGCAAUCCUUUCAAACUUAGACUUUGCUAGGCUCUCAAAUGCUGGAGAAAGCGUAAUUCGCUUUCCUGCAAAGAGGCAGGAGAGCAAGUUACACGAGGAGUCUAUGAAGAAGUGCUCUCCUUAGCCAACUCUUCCCCAACGUUUGUUACUUUGCUCAGGCCCGCUUUUUUAAUCGACUCCACAAGCGGCUAAUGUAACACUAUGAUUUCUAGAUUUUUUGCAGUUGUCACACCUCACUGUACUUUCCGCAAUGUUACUGGUGGUACUGUGGUCGUCACUACAUGGAUGGUCCUUCGCAGAAGUCUCAGUAUCGAAGAGUUUGUCAACGCUUUCAAAGAAGCUGUCCUUCCAUUUGGAAAUUGCUUGCGUGCAAUUAGUGAAGGAUCGAUCCGAUUUACGAUUCAAGCAGAAAAUAUUUCUGCUCUUGACGUAUUAUGGCAAAGUUAUCAAGACGAAAAGCUACAGACAAAUUUAAAAGAGUUUCUUGUUACUGAGGAAAUAAAGCAGCUUGCAGGUGGUGAAGUGACGUUGACUGUGCACAUCGACGAAGAUGAAUACAGAAAUGCGAGGUUCGAUUUGUUAAUAUCAGGAACAGAAGGUAAAUACACCUUUAAUAGUCCCGCCAUUAUGCAUGACUCCUUGUGUGAGAUAAAUUAGAAACGUCUCUUGUUGUGUCUUACAAUGGGACGAAUCACUUCAUUUUCAGCCUGAUCUGUCGCGUGGGCUAAAUUGAUUUUUUCAGAUGUUGCCACCAAAUGUUUAACUAUUGGUAAAAUUCGCUCUUACGUUUCACCUUUCUUGUGGGUGAUUUCUUACUAGCAUAUAAUUUGUUUCCGAGAGCUUGAUGAUUAUCCAAGUAAGGAAGGUGUUCAAUGUCUCAAUUCUCUUUUGCAAAUGACGUAGAAUGCACCACUUCAUUCAGCACUAUAUUACAUUUUUUACUAUGAGUUUUAGAGAUGAAACUUGAAGAAAAAAGAGGAUUAAAAGAUCGAGCAAGUUCUGAUUCAGACCUUCAGAAAGAAAGAAACAUGACCACAGCGAAUACAAAAGAUCCUUUUCCAGAGAGGAAGUUUUUACCAUUUGACAGAAAAGUGCGUGUAAAAGAAUUUUUGGAAAAUCUUCGAGAGACCUUCAGCGAAAUCACAUUACCGAGUGAUAGUGGAGCUGGGACCUGGAGUAGUGCCACUUCUGAAUAUGGAUUUGGCAAAGGUGAAAGUUAUAGUUAG
Pocillopora meandrina is the source of this 3541-nucleotide messenger RNA. Lineage: Eukaryota; Metazoa; Cnidaria; Anthozoa; Scleractinia; Pocilloporidae. The record is from the annotation of a GenBank genome assembly.